Messenger RNA from Sardina pilchardus (European sardine), 2683 nucleotides. RefSeq names its product testis-expressed protein 264 homolog. The transcript is spliced from 4 exons. Gene Ontology annotation, cellular component: endoplasmic reticulum membrane; replication fork; autophagosome membrane. The record is from RefSeq and is a predicted model, not a curated record. Lineage: Eukaryota; Metazoa; Chordata; Actinopteri; Clupeiformes; Clupeidae. Gene Ontology annotation, biological process: protein-DNA covalent cross-linking repair; reticulophagy. The coding region runs from base 402 to 1577 and encodes 391 amino acids.
ACACACAGCUGAAAGAAAAGUAGAACCAUCAGAGUACGUCUACGACUGGUAAAACCAAUGUUUGAAUGGGAUACAAAUUCAGCCUCUCGGUCUGUCAGAGAGGGUAAAUGUGUCUACCAGAUUACAGAAAAAACACAUCGCCGAGUCUCUUCCAACUCCAAGUCACCACGUUUUCAAAACGAACUAUACACGUUCUUUACGCAGUUGUAUGCCUCAAAGACACUAGUUAGCCAACAACUCUACGAUAACCUGCUAGCUAGCUAGCUACCUAACAGGUAAAUUGCUUAAGUAACAUGUAACACCGACUAAUUCGCCUGGUUUUACCAAGAUUGAGGUUAGUAGGUUAGAGCAAGCCGCGGCUGUUGCUGAAUGAUCUCCACAGUGUCUGUUGCCUGAUUGAAAUGUCUGGAUGGCAGAUCCUCGGAGUUGUCGGCAUCUUAAUAUUAACUCUGUUGUUGAUGGGCAUCGGGUACGUGAUGUACUCGGGCCUCUUUUCCGAAAUUAACAUCCGGACCGGAUCACCUCCAAUGAAAAAUAUCACAAUUGCCUACAAGUUUAAGCAAGGACCUUACAAAGACUGUGGAGCGCUCUUCACAGAGUGUAGUAGACUUGGUCCGAAGCUCUCCACCAUUGGGGUUUUCUACGAUGAUCCAAAAAAGGUGCCCGGGCCCUUGUGUCGCUGCGCGGUGGGCAGCGUGUUGAGCGAGGCGGUCGGUGCCCCCUGCGCGGAGACACAGCUUCGCUACGAGGCGGCCGGCUUCCGCCUCUUCUCCUUCCCCGAGGUCACGCACGCCGUGUGCGCCAGCUUCCCCCACCGCACCUCCCUCUCCAUCUUCCUCGGGGUCCAGCGCGUCUACCCGCAGCUGGACGCUUACAUCAAGAAGCGGCAGUUGUGUGCCCACCCAUUCCUGGAGGUGUACAGUGGGCAGCUGAUCCACUACAUGAGCCCGCUGGCGCGCCAGGAUGGGUUCUACGUGCCCGAGGUACGGGAGGCCGAGCGCAGGAGGGCAGGAGAUGAUGAGGAGGACGAGGAGGAAUAUGACGAAGAUGAUGGGACGACCAUUGUUUCAGGUACAGGUUCUUACAGCCAGUGCAGCUCAGUCAGCGGUCGACUGCGUCAACACAGCCAGUGCAGCUCAGUCAGCGGUCGACUGCGCCAACACAGACAGUGCAGCUCUCUGAGCGGCCGGCAGCGUUCCGAGAGCCGGUGCAGCUCCGCCAGCAGCGGUCAGCAGCGCUCCGACAGCCAGUGGAGCUCCGUGAGCGGUCGGCUCCGGCCGCCGAGCCAGCGCAGCUCCGUGAGCGGUCGACAGCGCUCCCGCAGCCCGUGCAGCUCCGCGACGGGCCCGCACUGCUCCAGCAGCAGCCACAGGGGCAGCCCCGCACCCUGCUCUACCAGCUCGUGCCUUCCGCUCCGGGCCCCCGAGGAUGCCGCGGAGCAGGCGGCCGAGAGGAACCACAGAUCGUCCCCCUCCCCGCUCAGAGGGCUGGACGUCAAGCUGAAGGUCCACACCCGCUCCUCCUGCCAGAAGGAGCUGCUCCAGGAGCGAGGGAUGGCCACUGAAGGAGAAGAAUAACAGAGGGAUGAAGAGAUAUGUAUGAUGGCUGGAGAGGAGCGAGCCAGUCCAGGCAAUGUCUUUCUGGUGUGCAAUUGGCCUGGUGGACCAUGAAAGAAACACCAGUCUGCAUUGCGUCAUGUCAAGGGAAGUGUGCUAAACACCCUUGCUAGAGGUGGCCUUAUUCUCUUGUUAUUCUCCAGUCACUUGCUAUUGUCAUUUCAAACACACCAACGUGAUUUCAGUUUAGACACUACAGUACCUGCUCCUUUGACUUAGCUGUGAAUUCAACCAUUUCAACACUGAUCUUAACGACAGAACUCUACUCUGAACAUGCAAGAUUUGAUUUAGAAGGUGCUAAGGACCCAAACAGUUGGUUUGGCGUCAUAUUCCACUCUGCAGAUCUGCAUCAACCAUACAAGUUCGAACACUGCUCAGUUCAUACUGUUCUAAUAUUGUUAUUCCAACACUAUUGUUCGCCAUAAAAGAAACAACAACACACAGUAAUGCUGUGCCAAUUUAGAUAUAAAAACAGUGCUCAGAACAUCAAACCCAACCAAUGCACAGGUGAAUGCCAAGUUAAUCUGAGUUCUUUCUCAUACUUGAAUGAACAUUGAUGGAACAAAAGGAUGAAUGUGAAAUGUUUGUUCAGCAUACAGAGCAAAACCAUCUCUGUUGAGCCUACUGCUGAUAUGAUUCUGUUGUUUAAAAGAAAUGUGUGUUUCCAGGUGUUUUAGACAAUAUCACCUAGACCUUAUUGUCAGACUGAAUUUAUAUUAUUAGUUUAGGUUUUUUGAUUGCCUAUACUGGUACCAUUUUGUUUUGAAUGUUUUGAAUUUGUAAUUCUGUAGUUAUCUGUGGGCACAUAGACAUUGUCUCAUAUUAAUUCAGUAUUUAAUUAUUUGUUCUCCUUCAGGAUGGGUAACUUUGAAACCUGUAAAUCCCUACUUGUAUAACACUACACUUCCAGAAUUUGAUACGACUUGAAAUGAUCUGUGAUAAAUAUCUCACAACACACAACCUCAAGACUUCAGUCAAUGACCGCGUCUCUGGCCUGAUAGAUAUUUGACUGACCUCUGUGAUUUCUUUCAGGACUCUGGACAUUAAAUAUUAUUCUUUUAUUACCA